Molecule: messenger RNA, 2559 nt
Organism: Moesziomyces aphidis
Lineage: Eukaryota; Fungi; Basidiomycota; Ustilaginomycetes; Ustilaginales; Ustilaginaceae
Source: the annotation of a GenBank genome assembly
AUGCGCCCGUGGUCCGCAUCCUUCCUUUCUCCCACCAGUCCCGGCUGCAGCCAACACGAGGGUCAGCAGCAGGCACUCCUGACCAGCACUGCUUCCACCCCGGCUCGACAUCUACCUGCCCUUGACCUUGGAACGAACGAACCGCCCGCAGUCAUGGUCGAAGCUGGGCCCUCCACGCCUCGACGUGGAACGACUUCCACCCGCUCCAGGGUGUGCAAGAAACUCGUGCUCAAGGGCCAGGCGUCCAGCAAGGGAGCCAACUAUACACUCUUCCUCAAGAUCCAUCUUGCUUCCGUCGGGGACCGGCUGGAAGAAGAGCUGUUCCUCUUCGCCGAUCCCGAUGUCGAGCUGCUCGAGGCCAUCGUCCACCGUCUCGAUGCCUCGGGAGCAGCACCCGCCCUGUCCACUUCAGCGGCCACGGCCGCCAGCAAUCUCGGCGUCCCGCUCUCCCUUCAUCACGAGAUGGACGACAGCUUCAUCCAGUACGAGUCGCCAAAGAACGCGCGCACAGGCUCGUCAGCAGUCUCCGCUGACCGUGCUGCACUACCAAAAAUCGUACGCUCCGACAAGGGCGUCGCGCUGCUGCGAUCCAAACAUGAUUCGGCCUCUUCACGGGAAGGGGGAGGCAUGUACAUGGUGACGCUGCAUCUCUUCGCAGCGCCUGUCUCUCGCCCGCCCUUGGCCCCGUUCGCAGUGCGCAUGGCAGUACCUUUCUGCUUGAACAACUACCUGCACUUCACCAUCGACGAAUCCAUCAGCCAACAACUCGGAUUGCCCGACAUCGCCGUCGAGGUCGAUCCACCCAUCCUGCCGGUCUCGGCACCGCGGCCAACCUCUCGUCGCAAUUCGUCCACCAACUCGCUGACUCGCUCGCCCGGUAGCGUUCUGCAGUUUGACGACGAGGACGACGACACGCUCACCGGCAUCGCCCCGACGGAUGACGCCGGUGCCGACAAAGACGACUCCACCAUCGCAGGCCCAUUCCAAGCUUGCGACGCGCUCGUCGUCCGAUUCGCAUCCGAGCAUGCUGGCGAUCUCGCGCUGACAGGAUCCUCGCGGGCCACCCUGCCCAACGCACUAAGGGCAAAGACAGCCAGCUCUUCGAUCACUUACCGUCCCAGACAGCCGGCAGAUGCGGACACCAACGAGACGAUGCUCGACUUUGAAGCAAACGUACAACUGGACGAGCCUUUCUUCCCUGGCUUGGAUCGCGAGGUUCAGCUGUACGUGCAACUCGAUGCUCCCGCCGCGCUACGUUCAUGGCGCGUGGAUGCAGCGGAUGCAUCGCGGGGCAUCCUGAGCUGGUCAUUCGGCGCUGUCGCAUCCUCGGCGACCUCUCCCCCUCGGCAGCCUCUCACGAAUGCACACGCCAUGCUGCGCGGCUUGUCGACGUCCGAAUUCGGCGACAUGGUCAUCCUGCCCGACACAGGCCAGCAGCCGUCCGAGGAAGAAGACCUGCUCAAGGUCGCUCCGCCCAAAGGCAUUCAUGAUGCCGAUUUCGACUAUUCGCUCGACAAUGGCCGCCCAACGAACCCCAAGCAAAGGCGAUUCUCGCUCCAGUCGUCCGCCAGCACCAAGUUCGUGCCAUCGCAGACCCCCUCGGAACCGUCCGAGCCGAGUGCUUCCUCGGACACGCUCGUCAUCAACUUGAGCUUGCUGCCUGUUCUGCAGAGCUCGGAGCCUGUGGUGAUCAGUGUGCGUGGAGCACUCGCGGUCGACUCAUCGCAUUCAGAGUUGGACCUGUCCCGACUGCCCAAAGGGCUGCUUGUGCCUUCAGCGUUGCUGCAAGAGCACGAGGAGCCGAUGUUGGUGCCGGUGGAGCCGUCACCACUGCCGAUAUCGAACAAGACGCCCUCAGGAAAGGCAAGAGACGCUCUUGACGCUUCGCUAGAGACGGUGCUACAGGAUCAUGACCCGCGGUCGGUCCUACAGGCCGGGCAAAUUAACAGCGACGAGGUCAUACAGCAGGCGCUGGCGGUGAUAGCUGCGCACAAGGAGCUUUUGACGCAGGACGCUACAGGUGCUGCGCACGCAUCGCGCGCACGCGGAGAGACGGGAAGCGGCACGGCACACGUGGCUCUGCGUGCGUCGCAUGUGCUCUGGACGCUCUUCCUCACCGCGGUGGUGGCGAUGCUGUUCAGUGCGACGCAAAGUACCAACCGCGCGCUGGUGGCACGUAUCGAUGAGUUGACGCGCAUCGUCGAGGCCUCGCGCGUUGUGGCUGCGGCCCCACAUCGGCCUGAUGCGUCGACGUAUGAGAUGGGUGUGCAAGAGUCGUGGCUCGAGAUGCCGGAGCCAGUCGCAGCCCAUUCCGCAGCCAUCGAGGUAGGACUCCCUUUCGCUGAGCACGAACUGGGCAGCAACGAGGCCGAGGACCGAGCCGAUGUGGAUGUGCCCCGUGCAGCAGCCCCGCGUCUGCACAGCAGUGCGCAGGAAGACGACGAGGUGCAGCCGGCGCCAGCUUCGGAUGUGUCGCUCAUGGCGACCGACUGGCUGCGCGUGCUGGUGCGCAUGCCGCUGCUCGUGCUCCGCCAGCUGCUCAGCCUCUUCACCCCAUAG